Messenger RNA from Penaeus chinensis, 3314 nucleotides. It is a transcript of the gene Cpsf6, whose product is annotated as cleavage and polyadenylation specificity factor subunit 6-like. The transcript has 12 exons. Gene Ontology annotation, molecular function: mRNA binding. Gene Ontology annotation, cellular component: mRNA cleavage and polyadenylation specificity factor complex. The record is from RefSeq and is a predicted model, not a curated record. Gene Ontology annotation, biological process: mRNA alternative polyadenylation. Bases 135 to 2333 code for a protein of 732 amino acids. Lineage: Eukaryota; Metazoa; Arthropoda; Malacostraca; Decapoda; Penaeidae.
CCGAAAUCAAAUAGCGAUAACCCCGCUCUCGCCGCACAGCGAAGCCGACGGGACGCCAUUUGUUGUUUGCAAAAGAGCCUAAAGCCUACAACACACGUGAGGAGGAGGGUUUGAAAAGGCCUCCGCUCAUCAACAUGGCGGAUGUGGACAUUGAUCUAUACGGAGACGUGGAACAAGACUUCACUCAGGAUGACUUUGCUGACGGAGACCUGUAUGAUGCGGUCCUCACGGGCGGUGGAAGAGAACGGGAGCGCGAGGCUCCUCCCAGCCCAACCUCUGCCCCACCUGAACGCAAUGGAGGAACUGCUCCCUCACGUCAACCCACACAAGCCCAAAGAGGACGCUCUGUCUCGUCUGAAGAACGUGCCGUCUUCUCUGGACCAGUGCCUCACAGUGGACGGAAAUAUCAGCUCUACGUGGGAAACUUGACUUGGUGGACGACUGACAACGAUAUUGCAGCUGCUGUACAAAGCCUUGGUUUGAAUGACUUUCUGGAUGUCAAGUUUUUUGAAAAUCGUGCCAAUGGACAGAGUAAAGGUUUCUGUGCAAUUUCACUGGGCUCAGAAGCGAGUAGUCGAAUAGUGUUGGAAAAACUACCCAGGAAGGAAAUACAUGGCAUGAAUCCCGUUGUUACCUAUCCAAGUAAACAGGCCCUCAAUCAGUUUGAGUCUCAGAGCAAAACUCGAGCAAGUCCACAGCAUCAACAGCGUGGCGGGCCAGGGGGUCCAGGUGGCCACCCUGGUGGUCCAGGGGGUCCAGGUGGCCCAAGAAUGCCACCCCCUGGCCGUGGCAUGCCUCCCCCAGGAAUGGAUCAUAGACCUCCAGGCCCACCUGGCCCCCAUGGCCCUCAUAGUGGCUCUCAUGGGGGGCCUCAUGGUGGUCCACAUGGCCCUCAUGGACCUCCAGGACCACAUGGUCCUCCUGGGCCUCAUGGUCCCCCUGGUCCCCAUGGACCUCACAGUGGACAUCAUGGUGGUCCGCCAGGCCCUCACGGACCACCUGGUCUGGGGCCGCACCAUGGGCCCCACCAAGGACCUCCUCGUGGACCUCCACCUCAUGGCAUGCAAGGCCCUGGACCCAGAGGUCCUCCUCCUCCAGGCCACCUUCAAAGACCUUUACAUCCUGGUGGACCUGGUGGGCCUCCACCUGGCCAUGGUGGCCCACCACCCCGUGGACCACCACCAAAUAUGGGACCUCCCCCGGGUCAACAUGGACCCCCACCACCACGUGGCCCUCCUCCACCCAUUGACCCAAGGGCUCCGCCACCUAGACCGGACUUUAUAGGUGGCUUCCCGGCCACGAGCAGCCCCCCCUCGGUUCCCCACAACCUGGCUCUCCCUGCGAGGCCUCCCAUCACGCAAGGUACCCCCACCACAGACAUAUAUGGCAAUGGUCCUCCACCUCAUGGAGCUCCCCCACCACAUGGUCCUCCUCCUCAUGGUGGUGGGCCUCCAGCUCCACAUGUCAACCCAGCCUUCUUCCCUCCACAUAGUGCUCCUCCCCCUGCAGCAGCUGCUCCACCAGCACACUAUGCUCCUCCUCCACCUCCACAUCAGCAUGGAUUUACUGGAGGGGAUCAUCGCAUUGAUGGUCCACCUCCGCUCUCAGAAGCCGAGUUUGAAGACAUUAUGAAUCGUAAUAGAACCGUUUCAAGCUCAGCAAUUGCAAGAGCUGUUGCAGAUGCAUCUUCAGGUGAAUAUGCCAGUGCAAUUGAAACUCUUGUGACUGCCAUAUCUUUGAUCAAACAGUCUAAAGUUGCACACGACGACCGCUGUAAAAUCCUGACAAGUUCUUUACAGGACACACUACAUGGCAUCGAGGCUAAAAGUUACGGCUCCAGCAAACGACGUGAGAGAUCGCGUUCCCCAAGCAGAAGACACCGCCGGGAAAGAUCACGCUCAAGAGAGAGAGAAUACCGGGACCGCUCUCGAUCGCACUCGAGGGACCGUGAAUACGAACGCCACCGCAGUGAGAGGGAGAGGGGGACAACAGAGCGCGGGGCUGCGGAGCGUGAGAGGGACUAUGAAAGGUCCUACAGCAGAGAAAGGGAAUAUGACCGAGCCCGCGAACGUGACAGAGAGAGGGACAGGGAUCGUGAGAGAUCACAAAAUUCCAGAUAUUACGAUGAGCGUUACCGCGAACGGGAUGCCAGAAGAGAACGGAUUGAAGAACGACCAACACGCGAGCGCAUCGAGGAACGCAGCACGAGGGAGGACGUGCGAGAGCCGGUGCGAGAGCGAGAGAGAGAGCGCGACAGGGACAGAGAAAGGGAGCGUGACGUCAGAACGCGGGAAGAGAGAGAGUCUUCGUCACACCGUUCCUCAAGGCAUUAGGAUGCUGUGUGGUUGAAUGUUACAGUGUUCCCAUGUAAAAGAAAGGAAGAAAACUGAAGAAAAAAGCAGCAGGCUUGAGUUUGAACAAUAUCUAAGUUUUGGAAUGUUGCUUUUUUUCUCUUUUCUUUUUUUCUUUCCUUUUUUUCCGUUUUUAUUUUGUUUUUGUUUUUUUUUUUUCUUUUUUUUUCAUGUCUUGGGGAAGUUAGGAGAAACUACAAAUGAUUUUUCAUUGAUCUGUACUGUGGAUGUUGAAAUCUGUCUGCUACAAAUGUUCCUUUUUUUUUUUCUUUUUUUUUUUUUAAACAUUUUUCCCAAAAAGAAUGCAUGAUGACAGCAUUUUAGUGUAUAUCUUGGAGAUGCACUUUUAUUGGUUUAAAGACUGGCAAUAAACUGUUUGCUUUUUUUCAUUCAGUGGCAUUACUUUUUUUUUUUUCUUUUUUUUUCUUUUUUACUAGGGGUGUAGUUGUCACGCUGAAUAUGUUACAUGUAGUAAUACUAGUUCUAAGCAUUAAGACAAGAAUUCCAAGCUUGUAUUAUAAAGUACAUAUUAUUUUUGUGACGGAUUCUAUAUUUCGUUUUGUGAAGCAAAUGAGCAAGACAGGUUCAUAUAUACAAAGUACAUUAAAGAGCCAAUAUUUGGUUUUGUAUUCUGAAUUUAUGGGACGUCAUUAUAUGUGAGUGGAUCUAUUCACUGUUUGUCAGUGGUUUGCCUUUUUUAUUAAUGGAAGUAAACUACCUUAGGUCAUUUGUGAUGAUUAAAUUGAGAAGGAUUAAUGGUUACUAGAUUUUUUUUUUUUUUUCUGUAUGUAACGUUUGUAUGUAAAUCAUUUAUUUGUACGUGACUAAGGCAAACACUAUUUUUGAGUAGGUACUAAAAAUAAUGAUUUUGCUUCCAAGAAUUGAGAGAUCUGUGUGGUUAUGAAUGUGGAACAAUUGUAUGACAAAUAGCCAAUGUUCAGUUUCAAUAAAAUAUUCCACUAA